AUGGAGCCCCCGAAAGUCUGUUUUGGACGCUCAGCGAUAGCGCUGUGGAAAAAACAAGCAAAUACGAGCGGAACGCCACAGCGAACGAAGGGAGCGAAUCCUUGUGGUGGCAUGCAGUUUCUAUCAUUCUUGUCAUCUGCUGGGCACAACUGGGCAGGGCCGACUCGCCACGUUGUUAGAGCUCCGACAACUGCUCCGUCUUGGAAACGACAAGACGGCACCCAAGGCCGACAGCCGCCACAUUCCAUGUCGAACACCAGUUUGAGUCGAGCCGCCACACAUAGCGGGCGUCGAGGCGGAGCGGAAAGCCCAGCGCCGCCCGUGGCGUUGAGUUUCGAGUCGCGCGAAAAGGAGUUUCAUACGGCACGAAUCCACGACUCGCAAAUAUGCAAUACUCGGGCACACAUGUCAGCGCAGAAGAUGUCUAAACAGUGUGCAGAGGCCUUGGGUUGGGCGCUGUCGUGCUUUUCUUCCAAGACUUGGUACCUAAGGCAGCUCAACGCAGCGGGCAACAAGCAACAAGCGUCACGCACGUUCACAGCUAUAGUGUCAGAGCGCAGUCCCCGAGGUACCGAGAGAUCCAUAUGGGCACAACAAACCCAAUCUUGGGUUCAUCAUAGGUACCGUCAGGUAGGUGCGUCCGCGGCGCAAUCAAACGUCCUGGGGGUAAGCAUGAUGCCUCUACGUGGCCAGCAACAGAAAACCGACACCUAG
Messenger RNA from Alternaria rosae, 714 nucleotides. RefSeq lists its product as uncharacterized. The transcript is spliced from 2 exons. Bases 1 to 714 code for a protein of 237 amino acids. The record is from RefSeq and is a predicted model, not a curated record. Lineage: Eukaryota; Fungi; Ascomycota; Dothideomycetes; Pleosporales; Pleosporaceae.